This is a messenger RNA of Coniosporium apollinis CBS 100218, 2238 nucleotides long. RefSeq lists its product as uncharacterized. The coding region runs from base 1 to 2238 and encodes 745 amino acids. NCBI's taxonomy places the organism in Eukaryota, Fungi, Ascomycota, Dothideomycetes. Gene Ontology annotation, cellular component: nucleus. The transcript has 5 exons. Gene Ontology annotation, molecular function: DNA-binding transcription factor activity, RNA polymerase II-specific; zinc ion binding. The record is from RefSeq and is a predicted model, not a curated record.
AUGGCUUCGGGAGGAUCAUACCCUUCCCCGACCCAAGGACAGAUGUCCAGCGGCGCCGGCAUCUAUCUCGGUCAAAAUGGCAACCAAGCGCCUCAGCAGGAUAUUCCCAGUGAGUUGUCGCUAGUAGCUGAGCUUCAGCGGGUAACAGCACCGAUGAUGGUCAGCGGUCCGCCGCAAGCCCAUGGAUUGCCUACAAACCAUCAUGAGCAACAAGUGCAUACGCCAGUGCAGCAGCAUGACACACCGCCUGAGGAUCUUGCGCACAGCGUGAUGGCGCUGCAGCAGGAACAAGUGUACGGACAGCAGGACGACUUUUCAGAUCCGAACUCUAGUUCAGCCCGAAAGCGGUCAAAGGUGUCACGUGCGUGCGAUGAGUGCCGCAGGAAGAAGAUUCGAUGCGACGCGACCAGCGAGAAUGGACCAGAAGCUUGCACAAGCUGCAAACGUACCGGCGCAGUCUGCCAAUUCAGCAGACAACCCAUGAAACGAGGUCCUAGCAAAGGGUACAUCAAAGAGCUCGCUGAGCGCGUCGCUCGAAUCGAGGCUAUUGAGAGGCAGCAGCAGGCCCAAGCUGGCUUUGACCCUGGCCAGCAGGCCGAUCUGCAGUUUAUGCAUGGCCUGUCUGAGCAGUCUCUGUCUGGACUAGCUGGCUACUCACCCCCUCCCGCUCCGUUCAUGUCCUCGCGAAAGCGUUCAUUCUCGACGGCUGAGGAUUUACGCGAUCUCACCGGCUUCACCCGCCAAGAAUCUGCUCAUUUCUUACCGCCGCAAGAUCCUCCGCAGCGCCAGAUGCAUUACGAUGACACGACCCUGGGUGCAGUUGAGUGGGAUGAAAGCAUGGUUGAUGAAUGCUAUCGUGUGAUCCACUCGAGCAUACGGCUUCUACCUGAUGAUAGCAAUCUGCUCCGAUCUAUGUUGGCGCAUUGCCAAUCGAGACAACUUCGAGAUCUAUUCCUCAUCGCAGUCGAAUGCUCAGUCCGCUCAAGUCCAUUUUCAAAUUUCCCGGCCGACCACGAUCUCAUGCCGCGCAUUAUCAAUGCAUCGCUAUCGUUGGAGAGAUGCAAGUAUGAUGAUUCCGGACGUUGGUCUACGUCUACCUACGUGCUGUACGUUCAAACGUGCGUACUACUGGCUUUGGCCUCGGACAACCUAGGACCCGCGGCUACUCGAGGGGCAAGUAUGGAUAUGCAGAUGAACUGUCUCUCUAAAGCUGUUGCAAUGAUGUACAAAGGCGGGUUCAAUGCGGUAGAAAACCGGGACACUCUCUUCGGCGCAAACGCGGACCCAGCCCGACCGCUUGCCAGGCGCGUCUUCUGGGUUGUUUAUAUCUUACAGAGGUUCUACGCCAUAAGCACCGCCUCGCCGGUGACGGUAGCGAACAACACCGUCCUUCUCAUGGCAGAAGACCGCAAGAUUCUAGGAGAUGAGCUCUACCUUACAGCAAGCCUCCUCUCGGUCGCAGAGCCAAUCUCAGUGUUAUUAGCCCGAUCGAAAUCCGCAUGGACAGAUUCGGCGGAUGUCUUGUCAUCAUUGAACCCAGACUCCAGCCUCAUCGUCCAGAACGCAGCCGGCCAGCUUGACCGCAUCCGCGAGAUAUCCGCCCUUGUAAACAUCGAGGCCUCCUCCCGAAGUCUUAUGAACAUGGUCCACCGUCAUCUACGGCUCAUGUUCACCCGACUUCACAGCGGCGCGACGCCACAGUCGUGCCUCAGCCAGACUCUGCGUAUCAUCAGCUUGAUACGCGAGUCGCCUCUAGCCUCGCCGCUCUACGACCACCACAUCGCCGCACUGAGCGCACUCACGCUUGGCGAGCUGCUAACCCAGCCCGACACCAAAGACGGCGCUCAGCGCGGCCUCACUGACCUGGACGACUUCCUCAACCACCGCUCCUCAGGCCGCUUCCCCGGCUGGGACGGCGUCGUGCACGAGUACAUCACCAAGAAAAAAGCGUCCACUCUCGGCAUCACUUCGCCCAGUAUGAACUCGAGCACCAUGCUCCAACAGCUUGCGGAUGUAGCGGCCGGCAGGGAGGGCGUCGGUGAGCGUCCGACUAGCAGUGGUAUGGGGCUGGGAGAACCGUUUGACGGUAAGUCGGUCGAUGCAAACGACUCGGAUGAGCGCGUCGCGACUGCUGCACGCCAGGCUGCUGCUGCUGUGGCUAUGAUGGGCUCGGCGCCGUGGGACGCGAGCGCUGCGCUGAAGGCGGGGUACUUGAACGUCGUUGCGGGAGAGGUAUAG